GUAUCCUUCACACAACCACAUAUUUUAGUUUUUUUGGGAGAUUUGCUGGAUGAGGGUAACAUAGCUACCGCUCAGGAAUACAAGCAAUAUGUGCAGCGCUUCAAGCGCAUCUAUAAAAAUAAGAGGCUAACAAAUCGUGUUCAUGUGCCGGGCGAUAACGACAUUGGCGGCGAUGAUGGCGAUUACAUAUCCAAUUCGAAUCAGCGACGCUUUGAAAAUGAAUUCAUGAGCGAAGAUCUCUUUGACUAUGACAAUCACUUACGUUUCUUCAAAAUCAAUCGCAUGCUAUUGGACUACACGAAUCCCGACAAGGAACAUAACGCUGAACGCCUACGUAUCGGAGUCUCCCAUGCCCCACUGCUAAUUGGCGGUGGGCCGCUGUUGCGCGCCGUUAUUAACGAUUUGGAUCCACAUAUACUGUUUACAGGACAUUGGCAUGAAUCGCGUAUAUUUGUCUAUCCGUCGAUAAAGGCGAUCCAAUUCUAUGAGAACGAUGUGCGGCAUUUCGAUCUGAAAGCCCUGAAAGAGACGGAGCACAGCUACCUGGAGAUAAUGGUGCCAACAUGUUCAUAUCGCAUGGGUAAAUUUAAGAUUGGCAUAGGAUAUGCCGUGUUAGAAAACUACAAUUUAAGCUAUACUGUGCUGUGGCAGCCCAAUCGGUUUAUAUUUCUCUUCAGCUAUCUGUUUUGGGGUCUCUUUGUGCUGUGCAGUGCCAUCGUCUACAAAAUGAUGACACGAUGUCCCUUCCGCGUGGCCAAGCGGCAAUCUCAAUAUAGUCGCGUCUCAACCAAUCAUAAUUUUUAGACUUAAAUUACCAACACAUWUUCAAUCAGUACUUUUUUAAUUUCUAUAUAAUGUUAUAGUACAAUUUGCCAAAUAGGAACUG
Drosophila arizonae is the source of this 886-nucleotide messenger RNA. It is a transcript of the gene Mppe, whose product is annotated as Metallophosphoesterase. Gene Ontology annotation, cellular component: endoplasmic reticulum. Gene Ontology annotation, biological process: GPI anchor biosynthetic process. Gene Ontology annotation, molecular function: hydrolase activity. The record is from RefSeq and is a predicted model, not a curated record. NCBI's taxonomy places the organism in Eukaryota, Metazoa, Arthropoda, Insecta, Diptera, Drosophilidae.